UUAUGGCCGGCUAGGUUGGGCCAUCUUGGCCCACUAGUUUUUGAAAUCUUGUUUUUUCUCCCUUACUGUGAAAACGUCAUUGGCUUUGCAAAUUGACGAUCCACUCAGCAACGCCUAAGUUUUUACUAUUUUUACCCUCACUGCAGCCAGACAGGGAAAGCCCCCCCGCCUUCCCCACUCUCACAAACCCACAGUCGGUACAUAUAUAUGAACGAAACGGACGCUCUUCUUCUUCUUCUUCUUCUUCCCCUUUUCGAUUCUCUCAACUCCGGGGGAUUCCCAUGAGACCCGAAAUUUUCCCUUACUCUCCCGAUAAUCACCCCCAAUCCUCUCCCCCGCCGCGGCAUUUUUCCAUCUUUUCUUGAUGCUUGCAAACCCCUGGAGUUAGGGUUUGUCGAAUAGCCUAUUAUCCAUUUUUUUUGAUAUUUAUAUAGGUUAGCUUAGGGUUUAGAAGGGGGAAUCGUCCAAGAUGGGCAGUGUGGAUCGGGGUGAUGAUAUGACAUUUAAAUUUAAUUUUAGCGGAGAUGGAGCAUCCAAGUUGAGAGAUAGAGUCAAGGAUAAACUCAAGGAGUUUAUGGGUGACUACACUGAUGAUACUCUUGUGGAAUAUGUGAUUGUCCUAUUGAGAAAUGGCAGACGUAAAGAUGAAGCAAGGAAUGAGUUGAACGUUUUUCUUGGGGAUGACAGCGAUUCUUUUGUCUCCUGGUUGUGGGAUCAUCUGGCCUCAAAUUUGGAUCUAUAUGUUCCUUCUCAGGAACCUUAUGUGGAAAAAGCAGCCAAAACAAGUAUAUCGGGGAACCAGCAGUCUGGUACUGAUUCUCACCAGUUGGAUUCUGAUUCUGAAAGAGGAAAGUCUACUAAGUUUGCUAGGAACAGGCACAAUAGGGAGUGGAAAGGACUAGCUUGGGAUGCUGCCGAACCACCUUCUCUUUGGAGCUCCGAGGUUGAGAAUAUUUGUUUUGGGGAAAAAGCCCAUCAAAAAGUAAGCCGUGAAAGAUCUCCCUCUCCUCAUCCUAGUCAGAAGAAAAGGAGCAGACUUGUUGAGCGACAACCUAUUAAGAGGGAGGCAGUUUCCCAGAUGACCAUUGAUGCCCCAAGGCGGCUGCUUCAGUUUGCUGUGCGAGAUGCAGUUGGAACUUCAAGGCCAUCUACUUCAUCAAAAGAGCCCUCAUUCAAGCGCCUGCGAUCUGUGGUGUCAACAUCUUUUGGAGAUGCAUCAUUGCCAGAUCGUCCUAGGAGAAUUCGAUCUAUUGCAAGUGUGCCAAAUCCAAUGGCAUCUGUGAUCAAAGCUGUGGCAGAAGCUGCUGAAGAUGUUAAAAAGGUCAAAACUGCUGGAAGUGUGUUUGACAGGCUUGGCCCUGGAAUGGAUGUUUUGGAGACCCAUGUCCGAUGUGCUGAAUUCAGAGAAUCUGUUGCUGAGGAUGAAGAAUAUGGAGAUCUUAACCAAACUUUGGAGGAAAUCCAAUCAGCAUAUCAUCAAAGAGAUGAUUAUGCUGGAAAACAUGUCGGGAACGUAACAGCAUUAGAAAGUGAGACUGGGUUGGCUUCAGAUUUUCUGUCUGACAAUGAAGUGUAUGAUGAUGUUAAUGCUGUUGGCCAUGGAGUUAUGGAUGUGUCUCAUACUGGUACAUCUCCUGGAAACAAGGGUGAUAACUCUCUUAUGGUGAAAUACAGUGUAGCUAAGGAUGAUGAAAUCAUGCAAAUGACAAGGAACAAUCAAUCUACUGGUGCAGCAAAUACUUCUCGUAAGAUUGUCAAUAUUUCUGUUAAUGUAAGUACCUGGAAACCACCUCAUUAUCAAGAGCCGAGGGAUGUUUCAGAAUUGGACGGUCGAAAAUCUCUUCAGGAGAGCGAAGCAGUUGCUGGCAAAUCUAACAUUAGAUUGAUAAAGGAGAAUGACAACCCUGUUACUGUUGGUAAUGGAAAUGCAAAAGGUGCUGCUGGUAUUCAAGAAAUGUCUCAGAAGACUGUGCAGUCUUCUUCUGUUUCAUAUGGUGGUGCUCUUCCUUUAGAGGAUGCUGAUUGUCGAACCAUCUUUGUAAGCAAUGUUCAUUUUGCUGCAACAAAGGACAGUCUUUCGCGGCAUUUUAAUAAGUUUGGAGAAGUGCUAAAAGUUGUUAUAGUUACAGAUGCAGCAACGGGGCAACCAAAAGGGUCAGCUUAUGUGGAGUUCAUGCGUAAGGAAGCAGCAGACAAUGCUUUAUCUUUGGAUGGUACCUCAUUCAUGUCACGGAUUCUUAAGGUUGUGAAGAGAAGCUCUACUCAUCAAGAAGCUGCUUCUCUCAUGACAUGGCCCCGCAUUGCCAGGGGCUCUCCAUUAGCUGCUGCAAGGUUUGCUAGAGCUCCUUUUGCCAGAGUUAUAGCAGGUGCAUUUAGGCCUCGCCUUCCUAUCAAACCUGGUGCCAGAAGUUUGCAAUGGAAGCGUGAUGCUCAGGCCACUCCAGCCGAUGCUGGUGCUUCGGUCACUGGGAAAAAAUUUUCUUCUCCCACCGCCCGCAGUCUCACCUAUGUCCGAACAGAGCCUAAGUCAGAGGGGAAUGCCACUAGCUCCUAGUUGAGUAUGUCAUUUCUCAAAUUCCUUCUCUGGGGUUGCACCGAAUUUUGUUGAAAUGUUUGAAUAUGACAGACUGCACCAAGUAUCUUAUGGAUCUAAGAAUGGAGAUAUGUCCAACCAUUCUUUUGUUUCGUAGAAAUGUGAUGAUUCUUCAACACCUGGAGACGUUUCUAGCAUAUAGAUGUAUGUAGAAGUGGCAAACCGGUCUUCUGUAAGCAAUUUUGCUAUUACAGGCUUUUUUUUUUUCUCUCUUUGAGAAGGGGGGGAGGGGGUGGAUUGACUUGGGCAGGGGGUGGAAGCAAGAGACAGCGGAAAUAAUGUUCUUGGCCCCUGAGUUACAUAUUCAUUAGAUUGAAAUGUGUGAAUAGAUGGGUAGUUGUCUUUUGUUUGAGGGGUUAUGGUUAAUUUUUAUUUAGCUUUUCGUUUUAUAUAUAUAUAUUUAAAAAAGGAGAAAAUAGAACAAAAUGGAGAAAAAAAAAGGAAAGUUAAGGGAAAAAAUGAGUUUGCAUUUUAUGUGCAUAACGUAAAGUCGUUGCAUUUAGAAGUUCAAGUUUUGACAUCUGCAUAUUUGGUUUAACAUGGAAACAGAUUUUUGUUUGGUGUUUCUUCUGCAUGAAAUGUUUCUCUACUGUACUUGGAUUAUUUGGUGUUUUUCUCUUGAUGUUUGUUUUUGUUUGUGUUGGGGGGCUCUCUGAUACGUCUAAAACUGAGGAUUUGUGUAUUCAUAUUGUGUACAAUAUUAAAAUUAUUGUAUUUAUGUCAUAUUUUACACGAAAAUUACGUAUUAUAAUUCGUGUCAACAUGAAAAUAUGAAAUAUAUAUUUUUUAUUUUGUUAAAUCUAUAUUUGGUUAUUAUUAAAAUUUUAAGCUAUAUUAUCUUUGAGUCUUAUAUUCAUAACGUGUUCGUAAUAUAUUACCGUAUUGUAUUAUAGAUUCUCAGGUCUAGAUACCUACAUCAUGAUAAAUGGCAGAUUAUUCAUACUUGAUCAUUGUGUGGUAAAAGAAGAUGAAAGAAAUUGGUGGCAUCUAAUAUCCGAUUCGAUUUCUCAUUCUUUACUUUGCAAUUGCCACUGUUUAUGACUAGGAUUGAUGUGUUCUAUUUAAUUGUUAUGUGAAUAGGUUCCCAUGUCAAUUUUUUUGUCAGUUGGAGUUGGACACAAGGACCAGGGUUCCUUGUGAAUGCAAGUCCUGUUUGAUUUGAUUUCUGAAUGUUGUAUGCAACUGGGUACCACUUAAGGAUUUACUUUCUCGUUCGGCAUGAUCUAAUGCUUUUUUAGUGUUGGAGGAAGUGGUGUGCUUUAUGCCAAUGGCCAAAACUCGUUACCCUCCCUGCACAUUUCGAAUCUAUGUAGCCCUUGGUAGUUAUUUAGGCUGAAAGUUAUUUGGUUAAAACCAAA
Durio zibethinus is the source of this 3951-nucleotide messenger RNA. RefSeq lists its product as uncharacterized. Gene Ontology annotation, molecular function: poly(A) binding. The record is from RefSeq and is a predicted model, not a curated record. Gene Ontology annotation, cellular component: nucleus; cytoplasm. Gene Ontology annotation, biological process: regulation of mRNA stability. NCBI's taxonomy places the organism in Eukaryota, Viridiplantae, Streptophyta, Magnoliopsida, Malvales, Malvaceae.